Messenger RNA from Pieris napi, 2770 nucleotides. RefSeq names its product zinc finger protein 723-like. The transcript is spliced from 8 exons. Gene Ontology annotation, biological process: regulation of transcription by RNA polymerase II. Gene Ontology annotation, cellular component: nucleus. Gene Ontology annotation, molecular function: RNA polymerase II cis-regulatory region sequence-specific DNA binding; zinc ion binding; DNA-binding transcription factor activity, RNA polymerase II-specific. NCBI's taxonomy places the organism in Eukaryota, Metazoa, Arthropoda, Insecta, Lepidoptera, Pieridae. The record is from RefSeq and is a predicted model, not a curated record. Bases 292 to 1365 code for a protein of 357 amino acids.
AUAUUCUGUUCUAUAGUCUAUGGACUCCCGUUACUUAUUUACUUUUACGUUUAGGUAUUCCAAAAUGAAAAUACUUUGCUAAUUAAAUAAAAGUGUUGUAUUAAAAAUAAAUAAUCGUUGUGCCAUACACUUUCUAUAUUAAUCAGAAGGACGAAUCGCGUAGAAUUUAAUUGAAGCUUGUGUAACAUUGUAUUUAUUUACUUGUGUAAUAUUUUUUUAUAGAAUGUCUUUAACUCAAUUUAAAUUUUGAAGCAAUUAUUUUAGUAUAAUAAAAUUGAAUUAUAACAAGUUAUGACUUCACUUCUCUUUUUAAAAUCUGUGUUGUUUGCUAAUGCAACUCAAAAGAAAAAAAAAGUAAACAAGGUUAUCUCAAAAAGAAAGAAAUCAUAUGAGCAUUGUCGAAUAUGUAAUAAAAUGAGGGCUGACAUUCAAAUUUUUGAUAAUUCUAAUAAAAUUAAUAUAUCCGAAGAAGUUGAGAAAAUAUCUGGUGUUAUGAUUAGUAAGUUUGAUGAUCAUUCAAAACACAUUUGUCAAAAUUGUUAUCAACUUUUAAAGAGCUGUAUUCUGUUUCGGGAGAUGUGUCAAAAAAAUAAUAAGAGGCUUGAAGUUGAAGUGUCCAUUAAAACAGAGCAAAUAGCUUGUAAUGAAAAAGAAAGUUUUCCUACAACCUGUGAAGAAGAAGACGUGUACAUACCAUCGCCUGCAAAUUCUGAUGAUGAAUUGGACCUUUGGCAAUGUUCUACAUGCAACAAACAGUUUUUAAAUGCGAAAUUAUUUAAUUUACACGUCAGACAAUGUAAAAAUGUGAAUGGGGAGAAGAAAACAUUUUUAUGUGAUAUCUGUGGAAAAGUAACAAAGACUAAGGCAAAUCUUUUAAAUCACAAAAGCACACAUGUCAACGUGUUCCCAUUUAAGUGUGAUGUUUGUCCGUAUAGAGGGAGGACGGUCGAUUUACUAAGAGUGCACAAACGUAGCCAUUUAAAAGAUAAGCCAUAUAAAUGUACUCAAUGUCCCAAAGCUACAACCACCUCUAGUAAUUUGGCCAAACACAUACAACACGUCCAUAGUAAAAUUCGACCGCAUAAGUGUUCAUACUGUGAGAAAGCUUUUUCGACAAAACAUUGUAUGAACAAGCACAUCAAAGACAUACAUUUGAGACAAGGGACUGCUGAAUGCGAUAUUUGCUUUAAGAAGUUUAAUACUAAGAAAAUACUCCAAGGGCAUCGACAUAAAGUUCAUAAAAUUAAGGGCGAAAGACACGGUCGCCUGCCGUCGUACCUCCAAUGUCAAACUGAAGAAAAUCCUAUUGAUAAUGACGCAUGUGAAGAUAUGCCUCUCGAUAAUUACUUACAUUUAUCCAAUUAAAAGAACUGAUUACCUACUUUAAGUUUUAUAAGAUUUAUCUAAGAGUAUUUAAAAGGGUCCAUAUUCUAAAACAAUAUUUCAAUCUAAGUUAAUAUUGAAAUCUAUUUCAUGAUAAUUAUGAUUUGGAAUGAUGAGGAUAGUAUAGAUAACACGAUCUUAAUUUAUCUUGGAUUAUAUAAGUUGAAAGUGUAUCUGAAAUAUAUUUAUUUUAAUAAAAAAACAAGACUUUUAAUGUAUAUUAUUGUUGUAAUAGCUUGAAAAGGUUACCAAUGAUAUUUAUGCGUUUGAUAGUAAUCAUUUCGUUUAGUAACUAACCUAAAUAAACAAAAUUAUUUUGCAGACAGAAAUGGUCGUGCUUGUUUAGGUAAAAUCAAGAGGGAAUUAAUUAAUAUAAUAUGUAAUGUUAAUAAUGUUAACCUUUUUUUUAUAAAUCUCGAUCCCCUUAUUCAUAAAAACUACCCAGUUUUUGCAUCACUAUGCCCACUAAUUGCAUCAUUCACUAAGAACUCUGGUGUGUUUCUGUCAAAUGGUGUUGACGCUAUGAUGAAGAGACACACAAACAGAAAGAAAGAAAAGAAAGACUGUACAACACAUCAUAAAAAUACACACAAGUAGGUACUUUAGUCAAAUAGAAGUUAAGAAAGCAAUCAUACUGAUGUAGUUUUUAUGAAGUAAGUACAUAAAUAAAAUAGCAUAUAAUAUAUGCGUUAAAGUUAAAUUAAAAAAAAAGUGUUCGUACUUUUAGUAUGGCGUUCUAAUUUGAUUUUUUUAUACUUAAUUGAUUGUACAUCUGAUACCUAUUAAAAAAUUUGCCGCUUUAGGUGUAGAUAAAUUUGUUUAACAUGUGAAUUUCUCAGAUAUUCUCUACUUUUAAUUUAACAAAAAGCCUCAUAAAAACUGGUAAAACUUUGACAUUGUCUUUCUAAAUGACCAAAAAAUGUGUAUAUCAAUAUUGUUCCUCAUCAAACGAAUGGAAUGGUAUGUGCGUGUUACACGAAAAGUUUACGAUCUGAAUUCUUAAAUUGUAUCGAAAGUUUGAAUUCAGAAACAUCACUUUUUUAAUAAUAUAUAAAUUAGUCAUUAGAGUUAUUAAACGCGUUUCAAAUUUCAAAUGUUUUGUAUUAUCGUCGUUCCGUUUGUCUUUCAUUGUUCAUUUAUAAGUUUAAAAACAACAUUAAAAAUACGUGAAUAACAUGACAUUACAAAUUUUAAACAACAAUAAUAUUAAACCCUAGAAAUUACAAAUUAAAUAGAUCGUAUAAAAUCAUUAUUUCUCGUAUUAAUGAUUGUUUUUAUAUAUUGCACUUUUUUAAAUUUACAACAUUAUGCCCUAUAAUAAUGAUGAUAACGCAACUCUGUAACGUUGUCUGAUAAUGUAUUAAUAAAUUGAAGAUUAUUGACCAUA